CAGCGUCCGACUCCUCCGAGGGCUAGAGCUGCGAGCCACAAGCGUCAGCGAGCGCGACGGAAGUGACGUCGUUUCCGCCCGUCGAGGGCGGGGCUUCGGGACUCGCUGUGGGGAUAUCUGAGGAUCGCAUGGAAGCCAAGACUCUUGGAAUUGUAACACCCAGAAAACCUGUCUUAUCUGUUAGUGCAAGAAAACUUAAGGACAACGCAGCUGAUUGGCACAACCUGAUCCUGAAGUGGGAAAGCCUCAGUGAUGCAGGUUUCUCCACUGCAAGCAGCAUUGCCAACCUGAAGACCAGCUUGUUGAGUAAAGAGGAGAUUGAAUUAGAGAGCAUCAACCCAGCUUCCAAUGAAAAGGAAGAAAGGAAGCAUCUGGGAUAUGAUAAGGAGCUUGAGACUCUGUGUGAGGAACUGCAGGCCACCUUGGAUGGUCUGACUAAAAUACAAAUGAAGAUGGAGAAGCUGUCUUCAACUACCAAGGGAAUUUGUGAACUAGAAAAUUACCAUUACGGGGAAGAGAGUAAACGGCCCCCUCUGUUUCACACAUGGCCCACCACCUACUUUUAUGAAGUCUCCCACCAUCUUUCCGACAUGUACAGGAAGGAGCUCCUCCUGAAGCGCACCAUUGGUGCAGAACUGGCGCACACUGCUGACCGCAGCCUCGCCCUGAGCUACCUGUCCAUGUGGCUGCACCAGCCCUAUGUGGAGAGUGACAGCAAGCUGCAGCUGGAGAGCAUGCUGCUGGAAACAGGGCACCGGGCCCUGUGACUGCCCAGAACACCCCACCCCACCCCUUAAGUUCAGGCUCCAGACUCUGGCUGGACAGUCACUUGGGUGGGGCCUGUUGUGCCCUAGGGGCAGAGGCUUCUAGGAUCCUGGGAUCGCUUUUCCAGGUCACAAGCAUUCCGGCACUGCUGCAGCUGUUGCAGCUGUCCUCCCUUCUGCCUCACCCCACCUAUCCUGAAGCUCUACUCCUCAGCUCCACUGAGUGAAAU
Molecule: messenger RNA, 994 nt
Organism: Nannospalax galili (Upper Galilee mountains blind mole rat)
Lineage: Eukaryota; Metazoa; Chordata; Mammalia; Rodentia; Spalacidae
Gene: Cinp
Product: cyclin dependent kinase 2 interacting protein
Exons: 5
Coding region: 129-767 (212 amino acids)
Source: RefSeq, a predicted model, not a curated record